This is a messenger RNA of Xenopus laevis (African clawed frog), 7568 nucleotides long. RefSeq names its product dedicator of cytokinesis 11 L homeolog (gene dock11.L). NCBI's taxonomy places the organism in Eukaryota, Metazoa, Chordata, Amphibia, Anura, Pipidae. Gene Ontology annotation, biological process: small GTPase-mediated signal transduction; positive regulation of filopodium assembly. The record is from RefSeq and is a predicted model, not a curated record. Gene Ontology annotation, molecular function: guanyl-nucleotide exchange factor activity. Bases 301 to 6519 code for a protein of 2072 amino acids. The transcript is spliced from 54 exons.
AGGCCUAGAAAAUGUUGUUGUAUGGGGCCCCAUGGCGGCUCUGAUUGUGGGUGACACGGCUCCUCUUGCCCUCACAGUGCCGCGGCUAGCAUGAAAGAGUUCUCUAGCGCCUCACAAGAUCCCUCCACUUUAGCGCCGAGUGAAAGGGAGAGGCAUAAGUGGGAGGAGCUCGCUGGGGAGCAGCCCUGAAGCACACGCACUGUCACUCAUCAGCCGCCCCUCAGCUUGACAGCGAGGAGAGAGAGAAGGUGGGGGUCCUGGCACUUGUACCCGGCGCUUGGCACACAAGGCAUAGCCAAUAUGUCUGAAGUGAGAAAAUUCACCAAGCGCCUGAGCAAACCGGGAACCGCGGCGGAGCUGAGGCAGAGCGUGUCUGAAGCGGUCCGGAGCUCCGUUAUUCUGGAGAAAGCAAGAGUGGUGGAGCCAUUGGAUUAUGAAACUGUCAUAUCCCAAAGAAAAGCUCAGAUUUACAGUGAUCCGCAUAGGGAUAUGCUAAUGUUUCCCAUGGAAGAUGUGUUUAUUUCUACAGUCGAUCGUCAGUGGAGGACAGUGCACUCUGUUGUACCUGAAGAUGCAGAGAAUCGGGCAAGAAGCCUGUUUGUGAAAGAGUGCAUAAAAUAUUAUAGCUCUCACUGGAAAGUGGUAAACUACAAAUAUGAAGAAUACUCAGGUGACUUUCGAGCUUUGCCCUGCAAAUCAUUUCGCCCAGAAAAGAUCCCAAAUCACAUAUUUGAAAUAGAUGAAGAUUUUGAUAAAGAUGAGGACUCUGCAUCAAUGUGUUCUCAGAAGGGAGGAGUCAUUAAACAAGGCUGGCUGAAUAAAGCCAAUAUAGGCACCACUAUUCCUGUUACAAUGAAGGUAUUCAGAAGGAGGUACUUCUAUCUAACUCAGCUGCCUGAUGGGUCCUAUAUCCUUAACUCAUACAAGGAUGAGAAAAACUCAAAAGAUUCCAAAGGCUGCAUUUUCCUGGAUUCCUGCAUUGAUGUCACCCUGUGUCCUAAGAUGCGUCGUAAUGCUUUUGAGUUGAGAAUGAUGGACAAAUCCAGCCAUUAUCUGGCGGCAGAAACAGAACAGGAAAUGGAGGAGUGGCUGCUGACUUUAAAGAAAAUCAUUCAAAUCAAUGCAGACAGCUUGGUGCAGGAGAAGAAGGACACAGUGGACCCUGUACAAGAUGAUGACGCCAGCAGCGCUCAGGGGAAAUCGGAAAACAUUAUGGAGAGUUUGGAAAGAAGCAUGCAUCCUGAACUGAUGAAGUAUGCAAAAGAGACUGAGCAGCUUAAUAAGUUAAGCAGAAAUGAAGGACGGCAAAACAUCUUCUCAUUUGAUUCAGAAGUUCAGAGAUUGGAUUUCUCAUUCAUUGAGCCAGACAUAAGGCCAUUCGAAGAGAAAGGCAGCCAGCGUUUUAUUGCAAAGUGUCAAGAUUUGGUCUUCAGUGUCCUUGGAAAUGUAAAUGAGAAGCCAGAUGGACCACUAACAAAUGUGGAGCCUUUCUUUGUCAAUCUGGCAUUAUUUGAUGUGAAAAACAAUUGCAAAAUCUCUGCUGAUUUCCAUGUGGACCUGAAUCCUCUGGCGGUACGACAGAUGUUGCCCAAUAUUUUAGGUCAGUCAGUUAGAGAAGAAAUUUCCAGAAGAGCAUCAGUCAGUGAAAACCUCAUCCACGGAAUUCCUGAAUCUCAUUUCUUGGACAUAAAAGAGGGGAUCUUUUCAGUAACAAACCCACACCCUGAAAUUUUCCUUGUAGCGCGGGUGGAAAAAGUACUACAGGGCAAUAUUACGCACUGCGCUGAACCGUAUAUGAAAAACUCUGAUCCUGCAAAGACUGCCCAAAAGGUUCUCAAGAAUGCUAAACUGGCAUGCAGUAGACUGGCUCAGUACAGGAUGCCAUUUGCCUGGGCUGCAAGGCAAGUAUUCAAAGAUACACAGGGCACACUCGACACUGAAGCAAAAUUCUCUCCUUUAUACAAACAAGAUAGCAGCAAACUCUCAACAGAUGACCUCUUAAAGCUACUGACAGAGUACAGAAAACCUGAAAAAACAAAGCUUCAAGUUAUUCCUGGACAGCUUAAUGUUUCAGUAGAUUGCAUUCCCAUUGACUUCUCAAACUGUGCCACGUCUUCCUAUAUUCCCGUAAGGCCAUACAACACAGAGAGCCCAGGGAUUGCUGUUGAGGUAGAAGAGUUUGUGCCAGAGAUGACAAAAUACUGCUAUCCAUUCACGAGCUACAAAAACCACUUUUACGUCUAUCCUCUGCAUCUUAAGUAUGAUAACCAGAAAACAUUUGCCAAGGCCAGGAACAUUGCAGUCUUGAUUGAGUUCAGAGAUUCCGAUGAGCCUGACUGCCAAGCUCUGAAGUGCAUUUAUGGGAAGCCCGGUGGACCUGUGUUCAGCAGAAAUGCCUAUGCUGUUGUCUUGCACCAUAAUCAGAGCCCAGAGUUCUAUGAUGAGAUAAAACUGGAACUACCUCUACACCUUCACCAAAAGCACCAUUUAUUAUUCACCUUCUACCAUGUCAGCUGUGAUAUCAACUCCAAGGGAAGUAGCAAGAAGAAUGAGAAUCCUGAAACACCAGUUGGCUACAGCUGGGUUCCUUUGUUGAAGGAUGGCCGCAUUAUAACUUCUGAGCAACAGUUACCUGUUUCAGCCAACCUUCCUGCUGGUUAUCUGAGCUGCAGUAAUCCUGAUGCAAAAAAGGUUGGCAGUGAUAUUAAAUGGGUCGAUGGGGCAAAGCCACUCUUUAAAAUCAGAGGCCACUUAAAGUCAACUGUUUAUACUCAGGAUUUGCACCUGUACAACUUUUUUAGCUACUGCCAGAAUGUUCAGUCUGGAUCCAAAGAUCUUCAUGGGGAAAUGGUGAAAUACUUAAAGUGCUUGCAUGCCAUGGAGGUUCAAGUGAUGAUUCAGUUUCUGCCUGUGAUUCUCAUGCAGCUUUUUCAGGUCCUUACUACGGUUUCCCAGGAGGAUGAGGUAGCCUUAAACUGCACUCUGGUUCUCCUUCACAUUGUGUCAAAAUGCCAUGAAGAAGGUUUAGAUCAUUACCUGCGCUCCUUUUUAAAGUAUGUUUUUAGAAUAGAGAAGCCAAGUUCCUCGCAUUCAAGGCCCAUGCAUGAAAUCCUAGCAACCACAAUGAUAACAGUACUGAAACAGUCUGCAGAUUUUCUGGCAAUCAACAAGUUACUGAAGUACUCGUGGUUUUUCUUCGAAGCUUUGGCCAAGGCUAUGGCCUUAUUCCUGAUAGAAGAGAACAAAAUUAAGACUUCUCGGCCACAGAGGUUUCCGGAAUCUUACCAAAAUGUCCUGCACUCACUUCUCCUUUCCAUAAUUCCACAUGUCACAAUAAGGUAUGGGGAGAUUCAAGAGGAAUCUAGAAAUGUCAAUUUUAGUCUGGCCAACUUCAUCAAGAGAUGCCUUACCUUCAUGGACAGAGGAUUUGUCUUUAAUCUUAUCAACGACUACAUGUCAGGGUUCUCUCUAAAAGAUCCAAAGAUUCUAAAUGAAUACAAAUUUGAGUUUUUACAAACCAUCUGCAGCCAUGAACAUUUCAUCCCUCUUAACCUACCAAUGGUGUUUGCAAGACCCAAGCUACUGAGAGUCCAAGAUUUGUUAUCAUAUGCUGUGGAACGGUUCACUUCCCUAGAUAUAAAUCUUGAAUGCAGUUUGACCGACGACUAUUGCAGGAACCAUUUUCUAGUUGGGCUCUUGUUGAGAGAAGUUCAGCAGGUUCUACAGGAGAACUAUGACAUCAGAUAUAUUGCAAUUUCCACUCUAAAACAAAUCCUAAUCAAACAUGCUUUUGACAACAGAUACCAGCACAAGAACCAGCAAGGAAAAAUUGCUCAAUUAUAUCUCCCCCUGAUAGCCAUGCUAUUGGGGAACGUGUCACGGUUUGCUGGCAAGGACACUCUGUACUAUUGUGCUGCCAUGUCUAACUCUACUUCCAGAGACUCCUUUAUAUGCAGCUUCACUGCUUCCAACAGAUCAAGCCUCAUCAUUGACAAAGACACAGGUUGCAGUUCAAUUUCCAAUGGCUAUAUUCUGAAAAGAGAGGACUCCAGAGGUUCAUUGUGUAUUGAUGGAGCAACAGAACAAACCAGCACUGGGGAAAAUAUGCGCAGAUGUUCUACAAAAAGCACUGUGUCCCAGUACAGCCGAUUGGAUUCUUAUGAGAUAAAAAGCCUGCUUAUUUGUUAUCUGUAUAUCGUCAAAGUGAUUUCAGAAGAUUUGCUAAUCAGCUAUUGGAAUAAAAUUACUGCACCGGAGCUUCUCAGUUUCCUUACACUUCUCGAGGUUUGUUUGUUUCACUUCAGAUAUACAGGAAAACGGAACAUAGCCAGAGUUCAGGAUGUGUGGAUGUCCAAGCACUUUGCAGGAGACAGGAAGUCUCAGACCAUGCCUGCUCUACGGAGUCGGACAGGAGCCAUUCAGGCUCGACUGCAAAAUCUUAGCAGCCUGGAAAGCUCCUUUACCCUUAAUCUCAGUUCAAGCACCACUGAAGCAGACAUUAUCCACCAGGCAUUGCUUGAAGGGAAUUGUGCCACAGAAGUUUCUUUGACAGUACUGGACACUAUUUCUUUCUUCACACAGACGUUUAGGACACAGCUUCUUAACACUGACUGUCACAAUCCACUCAUGAAGAAAAUAUUUGACAUUUAUCUGGCCUUCCUGAAAAAUGGUCAAUCGGAGAUGUGCUUAAAACACGUAUUUGCAUCGCUAAGAGCCUUCAUUAGCAAGUUUCCUUCAGCCUUCUUCAAGGGGCGAGUGAAUAUGUGUGCAGCUUUUUGCUAUGAAGUUCUAAAGUGCUGCACAUCCAAACUGAGCUCCACCAGGAACGAGGCCUCGGCUGUUCUGUAUCUUCUCAUGAGGAAUAACUUUGAGUUCACAAAGAGGAAAACAUUUCUGAGGACACACCUUCAAAUUAUAAUUGCUGUGAGCCAGUUAAUUGCAGAUGUGGCUCUCAGCGGAGGAUCCAGAUUUCAAGAAUCACUUUCUAUCAUUAACAACUUUGCCAACAGCGACAGGGCGAUGAAGGCAACUUCCUUCCCUUCAGAAGUCAAGGACCUGACUAAAAAGAUCCGUACUGUUAUCAUGGCUACUGCUCAAAUGAAGGAACACGAGAAGGAUCCAGAAAUGCUGAUUGAUCUACAAUACAGUUUGGCCAAGUCUUACGCAAGUACUCCCGAGCUCAGAAAGACCUGGUUAGAGAGCAUGGCCAAAAUACACAUGAAAAACGGAGAUUACUCAGAGGCUGCAAUGUGUUCUAUCCAUGUGGCUGCAUUAGUUGCAGAGUUCCUGUUACGGAAAAAGUUAUUCCAUUGUGGGUGCUCUGCAUUUAAGAAGAUCACUCCCAAUAUUGAUGAAGAGGCAGCAAUGAAAGAAGAUGCAGGCAUGAUGGACGUCUACUACAGUGAGGAAGUGUUGGUGGAAUUACUUGAACAAUGUGUUGAUGGGCUGUGGAAGGCAGAGCGAUAUGAAACAAUUACGGAGGUCUCUAAAUUGCUUAUCCCAAUUUAUGAAAAGAAGCGAGAAUUCGAGAAACUCACCCAGCUGUACAGGACUCUCCAUGGCGCUUACACGAAAAUCCUAGAAGUCAUGCAGACUGGAAAACGACUUCUAGGAACUUACUUCAGGGUAGCCUUUUUUGGACAGGCUUUCUUUGAAGAUGAGGAUGGAAAGGAAUAUAUCUACAAAGAGCCGAAACUCACAGGACUCUCAGAAAUCUCAUUGCGGCUUCUUAAUCUUUACGGUGAAAAGUUUGGCACAGAAACUGUGAAAAUUAUUCAAGAUUCAAACAAGGUGAAUGCCAAAGACCUGGACCUCAAGUUUGCCCAUAUUCAAGUAACAUAUGUGAAGCCAUACUUUGAAGAGCAAGAUCUUUCUGAUAGAAAAACUGAUUUUGAGAAGAACCACAAUGUCAGCCGAUUUGUUUUCGAAACUCCCUACACUCUGUCGGGUAAAAAGCACGGCUGCGUGGAAGAGCAAUGCAAGAAACGCACCAUUUUAACAACAUCCAACUCAUUUCCAUAUGUCAAGAAAAGAAUAGCAGUUAUCUAUGAGCACCAGGUUGAUCUGACACCAGUGGAUGUUGCCAUUGAUGAGAUUAAAGAGAAAACCGCUGAUCUGCAGAAGAUAUGCACCUCUCCUGACAUAGAUAUGAUACAGUUGCAACUGAAGCUGCAAGGCUGUGUGUCGGUGCAGGUCAAUGCCGGUCCUUUGGCUUACGCCAGAGCGUUCCUUGAAGACAGUCGGGCCGGCAAGUAUCCCAACAAAAAGAUUAAAGAGUUAAAGGAUAUCUUCAAGCAGUUCAUCCAAGCUUGCAGUAUAGCACUGGACUUGAACGAGCGGCUUAUAAAGGAAGACCAGAUAGAAUACCAGGAGGGUCUCAAGUCAAACUUUAGGGACAUGGUAAAGGAGCUUUCAGACAUAAUUCAUGAGCAGAUGUUCCAGGAAGAUACCAUGCAGUCGUCCUGGAUGCAGAAUUCCUUACAUGUGUUUUGUGCUAUCAGCGGGACUGUAACAGAAUAACUGCGGCUGCACGCCAUUGGGAAGCAACAAGAGAAAGCCCAAACUUGUCUAUCUCAGGAACAACCAGACACAAGCUCACAAACCACUUCUCAUCCUCCAGUAAAGAAGAGGUGCACUGAACCAAUGCUGGAUUGUAUGGCCAUUAUUGCUCUCAAUAGAAACUGUCAACUCAUGUUUGCUUACUGUUACUGGGCUCAGGUUACUGCAUAACCCAUAAGUGUUAGCCAGUGCUUCGCCUCCUCAAAGAUUAAUUGUCAGAUCAGAAGGAUAGUUAUCCUUUAAACACCCCUUGUUCAUUUUGAUCUAUGGUCAAAGGCAGAUACACAUUUAUCUGUAUGAGGCACAUAAUCGCUCAUAUGUCACACCUAAUUCAUAUAGGAUUUAUGUGCUUUUAUUGAUGAGGCUAAUUUAUUUAGAAAUAUUGCCAGUGGGUGUAAGAGAGAAUAUAGCUAUGCAAUUUGUUACAAAUGACUGCAAGCCUUACAAUUACAAAGUGGUUCAGAUGAUGAACCUACUAACAGUAUUCCAGAGCAUUUUCUUAUUAUCGUUACUAUUAGUCUGCUUAUGUACUUCAAUGUAUGCAACAAACCAGUGCCUCCAUGAUUAGCAGCCAAUCAUGUCUUACUCCAAAAAUCGGUACAUAGUUUUGAUUUUGAGUAGAGGGAAGAAUGUAUUUAUUUUAGGCUAUAGCUGGAAUGAAUGAAACCUUUCUUUAUGGCAGUGUGACAUACUUUUUGCACUUGCUCUCACUUUGCAUGUGUGUGCUAGCACAGGGUAUGGCAUUAUUACUCAUGGCAGCUCGGAAAGGAUUCAUAGAACAAAAUGAAGUAAUCUCCUGAGAGUAUUGUAACUCUGCUCAGUAGCCGUUAUGGAGAAACCUGUAAACUCAGUUUAGAGAAUUUUCAAACAGCACUUUUUUUUUGUAAGAGAAAACAGAGAUAAAAUAAAACUGCCUGUUUCCCAAUGAGCAUUUUGUUGGUGUAAGCUGAAUGAGAAAAUAAUACCAAUAAUAUAAUAUGUUUUUAAUAAAUAUAUAAUUCAUAGACUUA